AUGCUUAUCCUGCUUGGUGUGACACUCAAGGUCACCCGGGUCUGGACCAAUCACGGGGUUACGCGAACGCGCAAUGAGAAGCUCAGCCGAUGUUGCAGUUGCGUUAGCGAUGGACAAAACACUGGUGAAAAAUGGAUAGUCGCAUCCUGUGUGAUAAGAAGUUGGGUCUCGUGCAUUCAAACGGAUACCGGUGAGCCCGAGACCAUCUAUGCAGUCCAUCAUACAAUACUGUCAAUAAUGUGCAAACUCGAGUGGUUCCGCCGAAGAAAAAAAUCCACGUCCACGGGCCGAACAGUUUUUGCUAAUCAGGGCCCAGCAUGCUUGCUGAAUGAUGGAGAGGAAAUGGAACAAUUUUGCUCAAAUGCUAUCAUUUCGGCCCGUUAUACCUGGUUAAAUUUUGUUCCCAAAAAUUUGUUCGAACAAUUUCAUAACAUGGCGAACAUUUUCUUUGCCACAAUCACAGUUCCAUAUGCAUUUGCGGAAGCAGCAACAAGUGUUUGGUCAAAUUUAGGACCACUGAUAGCCAUACUCGUCAUGACCAUGAUAAAAGAUGGAAUCGAAGAUAUUCUGCGUCACCGUCGGGAUCGCAAAGUCAACCACCGUCUUGUUCAAACACUAAAGGUGAAUCCUGCUGGUACGACUCCAGAGUGGGUCGUAAAACGGGCAAUGAAUUUACGCGUUGGCGACGUGAUUUGCUGUGAGCGGGAUCAGUCAUUUCCGUGUGACCUGGUCGUGCUUGCGUCAAGUAAUACAUCCACUGAGAUAAAUGUGACUACUACUAAUUUGGAUGGAGAGUCCAAUAUUAAAAAGUAUUACGCGGUUUCCAGUACGCAGCCAGCUUACUUAAAGCUUGCUCCCGACAGAUUCCAUAAAAUGAUAACCAAUAGUUCGCACCCGCUUCAUAAGAUGAUCAAAUCCUUGUAUGUUCGAGUGGAGUGCGAACAACCGAAUGCAGACCUCACGAAGUUUGAAGGCCGACUUUCAACCAAGUACGUAAAAGACAUUCCAUUGAGCACGUCUAAUGUAGCUCUUCGUGGUGCGAAACUACGCAAUACCGACUUCGUGCUUGGUAUGGUUGUCUACACUGGUGAAGAGACAAAACUGUCACUAAACGGAAAAAAAUCAGCACGCAAAUAUACUACCCGUGAGUCCAGAUCAAAUGUUAUUCUCCUAUCGUUCAUUGUUUCUAUGGUUUUGUUGGCUGUGAUAUUUGCAACCGUGUUUACUCUCUGGACAGGAAAAACAAAGAACACAAUAUGGUACAUACCAACCUCGCCGCAAACCUCAUGGCAGUUCAUACAAAACCUUUUUCGAUUUGUAUUCAUCCUAAACUACCUGAUUCCCAUAUCAAUCGUGAUCACAAUUGAACUGCAACAACUUUUGCUUGCCUUCUUAAUUUCCCAAGAUAUGAAAAUGUAUUUGGAGUCAGAGGACUUGUGUGCCAAGGCAAACAGCUCUCAGCUGGCUGAUGAGCUGGGACAAGUCGAAUUCCUUUUCAGCGAUAAAACCGGAACGUUGACACUAAAUUCAAUGCGUUUGUGUCUAUGUGGCAUCCUUGAAUCGGAGAAAGUCUAUACUUUUCGGCCACUCAGUGCAACAUCAAGCAACACGUCUACCGACUUCUGUGCAUUCGAGACUGUGUGGGAUCGAGAAUCGAAUAGCAGUCAAAGUGACACAUCGGAUAGUUUUCCGAAUAAAUCCACCAUCCACAGGCAAUGGCUUAUUCCAGACGCAAAUGAUACCCUCUUGCAGGAAUUUUUAACAACCUCUGCACUGUGUCACACGCUUGAUGUAGCUAACACGGAAAUUGAUGGUGAAUACCAAAAUGGACGGAAUGAGAUAAGCCUCCGCCAGCUUCCCAUUUACGAAGGGCCGCAAAUUUUGUUGAGUGAUGGUGAGCAAAUGGGUACUUUUUGCUCGAACGCCAUCAUUACAGCUCGAUACAACUGGAUCAACUUCAUACCGAAAAAUUUACUCGAACAAUUUCACAACAUGGCCAAUAUCUUUUUCGCUGUAAUUCUCAUUCCCUAUGGAUUUGCCGUUGCUGCUACAAGCGCCUGGUCGAAUUUAGGACCAUUGAUUGCCCUACUUGCCAUGAUCAUGAUCAAAGACGGUGUCGAGGAUAUUUUUCGUCAUCGCCGGGAUCGUCGACUGAAUCACAAGGCUUUCAAAAAACUCGAGGUGGAUUCUACUGGUACAACGCUCCAAUGGGUGAUUAACCGCGCAAUGGAUUUGCGCGUUGGUGAUGUGAUCUGCUGUGAGAGGGAUGAUGCCUUUCCGUGUGACCUUGUGGCCCUCGCGUCGAGUAACGUAUCGACCGAGAUAAAUGUGACCACCGCAAAUUUGGAUGGAGAAAGUAACUGGAAAAAGUUUUACGCCGUCUCUGACACUCAUUCUGCCUACAUCAAGGUUGCGCCCAACCAACUUCAUAACCAACCAAGUCAAUUUACUGAUAUAUCCCGGGAAAUGAUUGAAACCCUGUACGUCCGAGUGGACUGUGAACAACCUACAGCUGAUUUGACAACGUUUGAAGGUCGUCUUUCAACGAAGCGUGUAUGCGAUAUUCCUUUAAGCGUAUCAAACGUGGUGUUGCGUGGCGCGAAACUUCAGAACACUGACUUUAUGAUUGGGCUGGUAAUUUACACUGGCAAGGACACCAAAUUGUCGUUAAACGGGAAACAGUUUAAACGAAAGUUCAGUAGGAGUGCAGCCAGAUCAAAUUUCCUCAUCUUCUCACUGAUUAUCGGCAUGAUCGUGUUUUCCGUGGUCUUUGCCGUUAUAUUCACUUUUUGGACACGAAAGACGAUGGAUGGGACGUGGUAUCUACCAAAGCCUCGUGAAACCCCGUGGGAGUUUGUUCUAAAUGUGUUCCGUUUUGUGUUCAUCUUUAGUUACCUGAUCCCAAUAUCUAUCGUCAUCACAGUCGAACUGCAACAGUUAAUGAUUGCCUACCUAAUUUCAAGCGAUGUGAAAAUGUAUGAGGAAUCUGAAGAUUUAUGUGCAAAAGCAAAUAGUGCUCAGGUUGCGGACGAACUGGGACAGGUGGAAUUUCUCUUCAGUGAUAAGACUGGGACAAUGACAAAGAAUUCAAUGCGUAUGUGUUUGUGCGGUUUGUUGGACUCUAAAAAAGUCUACACAUUCCGGACCUGGACUUCAGACGUAAGCACUGGGUCCGCGAAAACUGGUCCUAGUGAGGCCGGCUGGAAUGAGUUGUCGCAUUAUGAAGCGGAUAGUCAGGACGGUGAAUUGAAUUUGUAUGGGCAGGCUUCUUCUGGAAUAAAUAAUAAAGAUCGCCUCAUUCCGGAUGCCAAUGAUCCUUUUCUGAAAGAGGCUUUAACGAUUUCUGCGUUGUGUCACACGGCUGACAUAGGCCAUGAACAGGUCACUGACAAAAGUAAAAAUUCAGUGGGCGGGAACUUCUCACAUCUGAUACCCAACUAUGAAAUGAAGGAUUUGAAUACAUGCCACCAACUAAAAGGACCAUUGCUUGCCCUACUCACCAUGACCAUGAUUAAAGAUGGUGUCGAGGAUAUUCUGCGUCACCGCCGAGAUCGCCAACUGAAUCACCGUCUAGUUCAACUCCUCGAAGUGGAUUCUUCUGGUACAAAUCUGCAUUGGGUCAUAAAAAGAGCAAUGGAUGUGCGUGUCGGGGAUGUCAUUUGCUGUGAGCGGGAUGAGGCUUUCCCGUGUGAUGUCAUCAUCCUGGCGUCGAGUAAUACAUCCGGUGUGAUAAAUCUGACUACUGCAAAUUUGGAUGGCGAGACCAAUGUCAAAAAGUUUUACGCUGUCUCUAGCACACAACCCCACUACAUCAAGGUUGCUCCUAAUGGACUGAAUAGAUGUAUACGUCAUUGUCCUAAUACGCCCCUAGAAUUGAUCAAACCACUGUACGUCCGAGUGGAAUGCGAACAACCUGCAGCUGAUCUGACAAAGUUUGAAGGUCGACUCUCGACCAAAUUUGUACAAGACAUUCCUUUGAAUGCAUCUAACCUGGCACUUAGAGGUGCGAAACUACGGAACACAGACUUCUUGCUUGGUUUGGUUGUAUAUACGGGCGGAGAUACCAAACUGUCAUUAAAUGGGAAACAAGUAAAGCGUAAAUACAGCACCAGAUCAUCUAAAUCAAACACUAUCAUCGUCGUAUUCAUUAUUGCCAUGGUAUUCCUGUCGGUGUGCUUCGCGAUUUCAUUCACAUUUUGGACACGGUUAUCAAAGGAUACAAUGUGGCAAGUACCGACUUCAUUUGAAACCCGCUGGGAAUUUGUACUAAGUGUUUUCCGUUUUGUGUUCAUUCUGAGUUGCCUCAUCCCAAUAUCCAUCGUCAUCACAAUCGAAGUGCAACAACUCAUAAUGGCCUACUUGAUCUCCCAAGAUUUGAACAUGUAUCUUCCUAGUGAAGACUUGUGUGCAAAAGCGAAUAGUGCUCAGAUGGCUGACGAACUGGGGCAAGUGGAAUUUCUCUUUAGUGACAAAACUGGAACACUGACACGGAAUUCAAUGUGUAUGCGUUUGUGUGGUUUGUUGGAGUCCGGGAUUGUGUAUACGUUCCCGUCAUUGAAUGCAGACGUCAACAGAAAGUUUGCUAGGAUGCGUGUGUCUAACGAACUUCAGUCGUCGAACGAUCCCAGUGCCUCACCGGAAAGACAUCAGCACAUAUUCGAAGGAACGGGGAAGAUGGAUCGAAACUAUCCUGAUGAGAGCGACUAUAUUUUGAUGGACUAUUUAACAAUGUCCGCGUUGUGCCACACUGUUACUUGCGCACAUACUACUGAUGAGAAUGUGGAUGCAGCAGGGGUUGUACUACGUCGUAAGAUACCCGCUUAUGAAGCAUCUUCACCCGAUGAAAAAGCUCUUGUUGAAGGUGCUGCCCAAAACGGAGUUGUAUUCGUUGGCGUGGAGCCCGUUGAAGAUUCAAUUUCGACCAAACGGUACAAAAUUGAGUACAGGAAUGGUGGCUCAACAAACGACAAUGCUGCUGAGCAGAAAUGCUACCUGGUCGACGCCGUUCUGGAGUUUACUUCGGAACGGAAACGAAUGACUGUAAUGGUUCGUUAUCCGGACGGUACCUAUCACAUACACAGCAAAGGUGCCGAAAGUACGAUGCUCACACCUGAGAACUGUCCAGCAACUUCAGGAGGUCUACGCACGCAGGCCAUAAAAUAUGUGACGGAUUUUGCAGUGGAGGGUUACAGAACGUUGGUCUUUUCCAGUCGACAGUUGGAAGAGGCGGAGUAUAGAACACUUUUGACCGACUUGCACAAAGCAUCGGGAUUAGUUGGCAGUGAACGGGCCACAGCGAUGCAAAAUGCCUAUGCUGCAAUCGAGACCAACCUUUCCCCCAAAUUCGUCACAGCCGUGGAGGAUCAACUGCAACCUGGCGUCAAAGAAUGUUUGAAAAACUUACGUGAGGCCGGAAUACAAGUCUGGAUCUUAACAGGGGACAAGGAAGAGACGGCCAUCACAGUGAGUCAGGCUGCAGGACACUUCACCCAACAGAUGAGUUUGCUACGUCUAACACACUGUCCCGACUUUGAAACAGCCGCCUGCAUGGUAUUUGAACAGCUAGAAGGUUUGCAGUCACGUACGGAUGAACGCCGACUCAGUCGUGGGAAGGCGCUGACUAGCCACACGGAAAAGUUUUAUCCCCAGAUAACUGCCACAGCUGAGGAAGUAGACGAUGCUCUGUAUGCAGUCGCUGAAGAAGUCCUUAGUAGUGAAGGUGAAAACGCUUCAAAAAUCAAUCGCAUUAAAAAUCUACAAAGAAAGAUGUUAUCGCUAACUCGAACAAAAAUUACCUCAAGAACGCACCGGAGAAAACACCGUCGAAGACCAGGUUGUGGAGGAGAACCGAUUGGUUUGGUGAUUGAUGGGAAAACACUUAGUUUCAUGCUCCAACCAUCCCUUCGCGAGGCGUUCCUCGAUCUAUGCAUGAAUGUGACAACAGUUUUGUGCUGCCGAAUGACACCCUUACAAAAGGCCUCCAUUGUGCAGCUCGUUCAGUUUGGGCUUUCGGUGAAUUCUAUAGGGGGUGGUGGACCACCUGUCACAGCGGCUGUUGGAGACGGCGGUAAUGACGUCGCCAUGAUUCUUCAGGCAAGCGUUGGUGUGGGCAUCUAUGGGAAGGAGGGGUUAGAAGCAGCGCGCGCAGCAGACUACAGUAUUCCACAAUUUAGACACCUGACCCGAUUGUUUUUACUGCACGGUCACUGGUCCUACCACCGCAUCAGCUUUACAAUGAAUCUGUUCUACUUCAAGUGUACUGCCCUGGUCACAACCCAAAUCAUGUUGAAUUUCUACGGCGGUUUUUCGCAGACCGUGAGCUACAGCAGCCUGAUGUUUGCCUUGUUCAACUUGACAAUGACCUCCCUCACCUGUCUGCUAUAUGGCAUCUUUGAACAGCAUUUACCCGAGAAUGCUCUUCUGGCAAGGCCAUAUCUUUACCGUUUGAUUUCCCAACAAGCCAAUCUCAAAUUAUGGUACGUCAUGAUAUGGAUAGUCGAAGGUGUGUGGCAUGGAAUUAUCACUUUCAUCAUGACCUUUUUCGCCCUCGGUGGCGGCUUCUAUGCGCCGGCCUCAUUCUAUGACAGUGGACUCAGCAGUCGUGCCACUUACGACCUUUAUUUCCUUGGCAUUGCAAACUUUAUAUUCUUGUGGAUAAGUGUGUCUGUCCGAAUCCUCACCUUGUCACGAUGCAUCAAUACCGGAGUGCUCAUCGGCUACGGGAUCACUCUUAUCAAUAUUGUCUUAUUCUACCCCGACCAGCCGGCAGCCUUCGUUGGAUUGUUUCUCAGUCCAGCUUUUUGGUUCACUCUCAUCCUGACUGUAGUCCUGGCCAAUAUGCCUGGUCUAAUAUGGCGCAUCCUGUCGGACGCGUGGUGGACUGUUCAGAUUGAGCUGAGUAAAAUAUCGAGCAAGCGGAUGCGUCAUAAGUUACUGAGAAGCUUCAGGGUUUGGCUCAGUGCGAUUAUCUGGGGCGAUCGUGAUUUGACGACCUCGGACAUCAAGGAGGACGAGUGAGGCAAGCGCUCCACAUGGAUCAGAUAGCGCCACUGCAGUUUAUUCUUUCCUAACAUGACGGAACUAUUCAAUAUUCCUGCAGUCAUGUAAAACAUGCAUACGACUACUGUGAUACAUGUGUGUAUGUGUCUAUUUAUCGGCGAACUGUACGUCAAGAGCAAGAUUUGUAUUCCUCAGUUAUUUUUAUUCGCUGAUUAAACGGUA
Messenger RNA from Opisthorchis viverrini, 7221 nucleotides. RefSeq lists its product as hypothetical. The coding region runs from base 1 to 7017 and encodes 2338 amino acids. Gene Ontology annotation, biological process: phospholipid translocation. The record is from RefSeq and is a predicted model, not a curated record. The transcript is spliced from 11 exons. Gene Ontology annotation, cellular component: plasma membrane; trans-Golgi network. Gene Ontology annotation, molecular function: ATP binding; magnesium ion binding; ATP hydrolysis activity. NCBI's taxonomy places the organism in Eukaryota, Metazoa, Platyhelminthes, Trematoda, Opisthorchiida, Opisthorchiidae.